AUCACAUCUACAUUACAUACAUACACUUUUAGGCUUGCAUCUCAACUACAAUCAGAGAUCCCAGCAAAUACAACACCAAGCAUGACAGCUACCAGAAUCAUCGCAGCUGUACCAACAAACCGACACGACCAUACCAUCGGUCACUGCCGCGCCCAACGGCACACGCUCUACGCGUACACGGAGCAUUGCCAAACACAAGGAAUCCAACAACAGCAACACGUUCAAGAACCUACUGUUUCGCAACCUCAAUCCUGCAGUGAAGAGGAAUGGACAGAGAGUUCAGAAGAACUUGCGCGCUGGGGUAUGCAAGCUUCUGAGCCGGCAAGGCAGGAAGCUGCCCCCGUAAGCAGAGUGCAUCAAGGAGCCGAGUGUCUGAGGAUCGAGGAUAUUGCAAAGUUCUGGCAGUGAAAUCUUUUUGUUAUAAACGGGAGUUUUGGAGUGAGAAAAGGACUUGGUUAGGUUUAGGGGUUUUUUUAAAAUAGAUUUUAGAAUGUUGAUGAUUUAAGGAACAAAUGUAUAUUUCAAAUGAAAACUCU
Bipolaris maydis ATCC 48331 is the source of this 536-nucleotide messenger RNA. NCBI's taxonomy places the organism in Eukaryota, Fungi, Ascomycota, Dothideomycetes, Pleosporales, Pleosporaceae. The record is from RefSeq and is a predicted model, not a curated record.